Pogona vitticeps (central bearded dragon) is the source of this 1385-nucleotide messenger RNA. It is a transcript of the gene MNAT1, whose product is annotated as MNAT1 component of CDK activating kinase. Gene Ontology annotation, molecular function: cyclin-dependent protein serine/threonine kinase activator activity. Lineage: Eukaryota; Metazoa; Chordata; Lepidosauria; Squamata; Agamidae. The record is from RefSeq and is a predicted model, not a curated record. Gene Ontology annotation, biological process: regulation of transcription by RNA polymerase II; positive regulation of cyclin-dependent protein serine/threonine kinase activity; nucleotide-excision repair. Gene Ontology annotation, cellular component: transcription factor TFIIH holo complex.
GGCGAGUUUUGGGGGGGGGGAGUCGGACUUCGUCGUCUUGCGGGCGCAUCCGGCGCCAGUAGGAGCGAGGCGGUUGUCAUGGACGACCAGGGCUGCCCCCGGUGCAAGACCACCAAGUACCGGAACCCCUCCCUCAAGCUGAUGGUCAACGUCUGCGGCCACACGCUCUGUGAAAGCUGCGUGGAGCUGCUGUUUGUCCGGGGUGCUGGAAAUUGCCAGGAGUGUGACACCCCUCUGCGGAAGAGCAACUUCCGAGUGCAACUCUUUGAGGACCCAGCUGUUGACAAGGAGGUGGAAAUCCGGAAGAAGGUGUUAAAAAUAUAUAAUAAAAGAGAAGAUGACUUUCCCAGUCUUGUGGAAUAUAAUGAUUUCCUGGAAGAUGUUGAAGAAAUUGUGUUCAAUUUGACCAACAACAUCGAUGUAGAGAAUACAAGGAAGAAAAUGGAGAUGUACCAGAAGGAAAACAAAGAAGUGAUUCAGAAAAAUAAAAUCAAACUGUCUCGAGAGCAAGAGGAGCUGGAAGAGGCGCUGGAGAUUGAACGGCAGGAGAACGAGCAGAGGCGGCUUCUUAUACAAAAGGAGGAGCAAAUGCAGCAGAUGCUGAAGAGGAAGAACAAGCAGGAACUUCUGGAUAAACUGGAAAGUUCUCAUCUGCCUGCCUCUUUGCUGUUAGCCCAACACAAAGACCGGUCUACACAACUAGAAAUGGAACUAGAGAUUCCCAAACCAGUUAAGCCAGUUGCAUUUUCAACAGGCAUCAAAAUGGGUCAGCAUAUUUCAUUAGCACCCAUACCAAAAAUUGAGGAGGUCCUCUACAAAUAUCAGCCAUUGCAUGUAGACACCUAUGGGCCACCAGUUCCAGACCGGGACUUGCUGGAAAAAUUAGGGUAUCUAAACCACGUUCGAGCUGCCUGCCCGCAAGAUCUGGCUGGUGGCUACACUUCCUCUCUUGCCUGUCACCGAGCUCUUCAAGAUGCCUUCAGCGGGCUGUUUUGGCAUCCUAGCUAGCUUGGGCGUCGCCUACAUGGGAGGAAGGCGAGCAGAGCAAAACUCACCUGGAAAUGGCAAAGCUGCCUGUUCCUUUUUUGUUCUUUUUUUCUUUUUACAAAAUGGUGGAGCCAGCUGUGCUCAGGUAUUAAAAACUGUGCAGAAACAAUCUCUAAAAAUGAAGGUUGUGUGUGCAUCCUUUUUUCUCCCCCCCUCUUUUUUUGGCAGAGGUUGGGAGUGGGAAAUGCUUUAAGACACUUUGUUGAGAGGCUAAUGGAAGAUGUGAAUAAUUAUUUUGUUUGGUGUGUUUUGAGGUCUCAGAAACAGACUUGUAAAAGUUUUAAAAUAAAGCCAGACUUUAUUAUUAUUAUUAUUAAAUUCUGUGGUUUCUAUCUCCA